AUGGGGGAAGGGACACCAGGCGUGGAUUCAGCUACAGUCCAGGAGCGGGGCAGGAUAGAUCAGAGUCUGGGACUUGCGGAAGGGGGAAUACAGUUUGGGAGAAUCGUGACUGCUGGCCAACUGUCAUUGUGUUCUGAGGAACAGAGUCUUCAGCCUGGUAUAACCAGGCCCUCACUUGGGGUGGUGGUGGAUGGGGAGAUCUCAGGACCGGCAGAAGCAAGGGUGGAAACCAGCCCCCAGCCUCUGUCCAGCAGCCCAAAGAGGAAGAGGGACUUGUCAUCAGAUUCUGAGGAUGACCUGGCAGAGCUACUUGAACCAGACCCCCAGCCGGUGUGGUCAGUGGAGACGCUGUGCGGACUCAGGAUGAGGCUCAAGAGGCGGCGUGUGUCUACAGUGCGGCCUGAACACCACAAGGUCUUCGCCAGACUUCUGGAGGAUCCCGUGGUGAAAAAGUUCCUGAACUGGGACAAGAUGCUGAGGGUGUCAGACAAGUACCUCCUGUCUAUGGUCAUAGCUUAUUUCAGCCGUGCUGGGCUCUUCUCCUGGCAGUAUAGGCCAAUCCACUUCUUCCUGGCUCUGUACCUGGCCAAUGACAUGGAGGAGGACAACCAGGGCCCCAAGCAAGACAUUUUUUACUUCCUCUAUGGGAAGAGCUACGCCCAGCGCCCCAUGUUCCACAAACUACGCUUCCAGUUCAUUCGGUCCAUGGGCUGGAGGAUCUGGGUUUCCCGGGAGGAGUGUGAAGAGAUCCAAGCUUAUAACCCAGACCUCUGGGUGUGGGCACGAGAUCGCACCAACCUGACCUAG
Molecule: messenger RNA, 807 nt
Organism: Apodemus sylvaticus (European woodmouse)
Lineage: Eukaryota; Metazoa; Chordata; Mammalia; Rodentia; Muridae
Product: speedy protein E4A
Exons: 6
Coding region: 1-807 (268 amino acids)
Biological process (GO): positive regulation of cyclin-dependent protein serine/threonine kinase activity
Molecular function (GO): protein kinase binding
Source: RefSeq, a predicted model, not a curated record